UAUUUUAAUCCCGGGUUUCAUUUGCAAGUUUGAAUGACUACAUUAGCCACCUUAGUUCGAACUAGGGUGGCUAGUGUAGACAUACCCUCAGAGAAAAAUGAUGGUUCAAGUCUGAUUCCAGGUCAGUUAAAAAUCGUACUUUCCUGGGCCUGGUUCAGUUCUGGCAAGUUCAGCUGGUCCAAUGGAAUCCAUAUCUGAUGAGCUGUCCCUAGCAGCUGUGGGGCACCCCAGGAGCAGCUCAGGCAUGUGGGGAGGGUCCCUGGUUACUGUGCAGGCAGAGGAGGCUGGUGUCUAUCUCUGCUCAGGGUACAGAGCCCUAGAGCUGGCUGAGUUUCCUGGGUCGUAGGCUGCUUCCUCUGACACCAUGAUCUGGGAGCCCAGGCUAAGCAGCAGGUCUGUAGCAGGGAGACAUUCACUGCAGCCCCUCUGUGCCCAUCCCGGGUGGGGACGUUCCCCGGUGCCUAUUACUCACCCCUUGGGGGAGCCCCAAGCUCUGUUGGCAUCAGUUCCAGGUGAUGGGGAGAGAUCUGGUGGAAAAAGGCUAGGAGGGGCAGGAAAGUGACUCAGCCAAACCAGCCUCUUCCAGCCUGUUUGUGCCAGACAGGAGGGGAGGGGUCUCUGUAUGUCUGCGGGUCCCAGAGCUGCUACCUCAGUGACACAGCCAGGUUCUCACUGGAGAGGAAAUGCCCAUGGGUACCGGGCAGACACCAGUGCUCCCAGCAGAGGGGAGAGGGCAGGAGAGGGACAGGGGAGACCAGAAGGGGCAGCAAGUGCAGGAAUUAGGGAGAGAUUUCCAGCCCUCAACCUGUCCAGGCUCAUUCACUGCAUCACCCUGGGCAGAUUGACUGUCCUGAGAGCAGGAUGCAGGGAAGGAAAAGCCAGUUCCUACCCCUCCCAGCCCCCAUGUGACCAGAGGAGGGGGGACUGGCCUCAGGGACAAUUUGGGGGAAUCCCCCACAGUGGCAGGCUUGGAACUUCUGCUCUUUUCUAGCAUCUAUCUCAGAGUCUCUGUCCCAGGGAGGGUGUAAAAGUGCCUGGUAGGCUCAGCGUUGGUGGGAGGGGCCAUGUCUGUGUUGUAACCACACAACUGAGGGGUUCCUAGCAUGGCGGAGCCUAGAGCGUCUGUCUCCAGGGAGAGAGCUUUGGGGAACUGGGGGUGUGAAAUGAACCCAACCCACUUUGGAAACCUCCCUAGUCACUCCUCUUGCCCUGACAGGGUGAAGACUCACAUCCCCACUUCGCUCCAGAUCGUCCUGUCUUGCAGGAGGCAGGGCAGGGAAAUGGCUGUGGUGGAGCCAGCUCAGGUGCCCGUGACCUUCGAGGAGGUGGCUGUGUAUUUCACCGCAGGGCAGGGGGCGCUGCUGGGUCCCAAUCAGAGAGCCCUCUACAGGGACGUCAUGCAGGAGAACUAUGAGACUGUGGCCUCGCUGGGAUUCUCCAUUCCCAAACCUGACCUGAUCACCCAGCUGGAACGAGGGGAAGAACCGUGGGUCCCAGAUCUCCAGCCCUCCAAAGAAAUGGAGUUCCUGAGAGGCACUUGCACAGCAGGUGCUAGGACAGUGAGGGAAAACAAGGAGGAGAAUCAACGGCAGGAAGGUCCUGGCACCGUAGAAUCACAGGGAACAUCUUUGGAGGGAGCUGAAGGGGAUUUUUCCCAGUGUGUAGAACAGGGGGAAGCCUGGGGAAAUGAAUACAGGGCAGAGAGGCAGCUGGAGAACAAUCCAAGCAGGAAAGCAGAGGAAUCCAGUCAAGGAGGGGAAGGAUCCAAGGAACCCAAGGAAACACCAGCCCAGAAGUCAAAUCCCAAUGGAAAGAAACCUUGUGAAUGCUCAGACUGUGGAAAAAUAUUUAGUGAGAAGUCAGGCCUUAUUCUGCCCCAGAGAGGGCACCCAGGAAAGAGACUCUGCAAGUGCCUGGAGUGUGGAAAAAGCUUGCUUGUACUGUCAUCCCAUAUGGAACCUGAGAUUGUCCACAGAGGAGAAAAAUCCCAUAAAUGCUUUGAGUGUGGGAAAAGCUUCUUUUCGAGAGCACACCUGGCUAGACAUCAGCAAACCCACAGUGGAGAGAAGCCAUAUAGAUGUUUGGAAUGUGGGAAGAGCUUCAGUCAGCGGUCAAAUCUUAUUACACAUGAGAGAAUCCACACAGGAGAGAGACCAUAUAAAUGUCAUGUGUGUGCAAAAGGUUUCACUUGGCAUUCAGAGCUCAUUAGACAUGAGAGAACCCACACAGGGGAAAAACCAUACAAGUGCUCCGAAUGUGAGGAAAGCUUCAGUCAAAACUCUCACCUUAUUAUCCAUCAGAGAAUGCACACAGGAGAGAGACCAUAUAGAUGCCAUGAAUGUGGGAAAGGUUUUACUCACCAAUCAGCCCUUACUGUCCAUGAAAGAUCCCACACAGGGGAGAGACCAUAUAAAUGUGGUGAGUGUGGGAAUGGUUUCACCCACAGAUCAGUCCUUACGGUCCAUGAGAGAACCCAUACAGGAGAGAAACCAUAUAAAUGCCACGAGUGUGGGAAAUGUUUCACUAGUCGAACAGUCCUCAUGAGACAUGAAAGAAUCCAUACAGGAAAGAGGCCGUAUAAAUGCUGUAAAUGUGGGAAAGAUUUCAUUUGGCAAACUGCCCUCAUUGGACAUGAAAGUACUCACAUAAAAGAGAAACCAUAUAAGUGCUUGGAUUGUGAGGAAAGCUUCAGUCCAACUUAACACUUUAUUAUCCACAAGAGAGAGAGAGACAGAGACUUGUAUCAAUGCAAUGAGUGUGGUAAAAGCUUUGGGUGCACUUCACACUUUACUAGACAUCAGAGAAUCCACACAAGUCCCGCAUCAGCAAAUCCCCCAGAGAAACCUCUGAUCCGUAUGCAAGGAGGGGGAGAAGGGUGCAAAAGCACCCCCUUACAAUCCCUCAAAUAAGUAUGCGCCAGCCAGCCAGGGGAAAGCCAGAGAGGCAUGCUGCCUGAGCCUUCCUCCUCCAUGUUCUGGGGGACUGGGGGAAGGCUGGAGCUGAUUUCCCCAUUUACUUUGAGGACCAUGGGUGUGCGCAGUC
This is a messenger RNA of Pelodiscus sinensis (Chinese soft-shelled turtle), 3042 nucleotides long. Lineage: Eukaryota; Metazoa; Chordata; Testudines; Trionychidae. The record is from RefSeq and is a predicted model, not a curated record.